GAGGAAAUGAAAUAUUUCAAUGAUUUUUCAUCGAAUGACUAUUCAUCUAUUUAUUUAAAUGUAAAUAGCAGCAAGAAAGAAAGUUCUAUGGAAAAACGGCGGUUCAAUUCGAUCUUAUCCAAUGUGGAAUUAGGAUACAGGUGUAGGCUAAGUCAAUCGAUAGAUAGUUUCAGUCCUCUUGAAAAUACCAGUGUAAGCGAAGACCCGAUUCUAAAUGAUACAGAUAAAAACACCCGUAGUUGGAGUAAUAGUGACAGCUCUAGUUACAGUAAUGUUGAUCGUUUAGUCGGCGCCAGAGACAUUCGGAAUUUCGGCGCUGAUGAAACUUUUUUAGUUAGGGAUAAUAAUAGGGACAGUUAUUCCAUAUAUUUUGAUAUUGAAAAUCAAGUUUUUGAGAUUGACACUGAUCAUUCUUUUCUGAGUGAAUUAGAAAGUUAUUUUUAUAGUUAUUGGAAUUCUAGUUCUCUGAAUAAUGGGUCUAGGAGUGGCGAUUCCUACUAUGAUCAUUAUAUGUAUGAUACUAAAUAUAGUUGGAAGAAUUACAUCAAUAGUUGCAUUGACAGUUAUCUUCGUUCUCAAGUCUGUAUUGAUAUUUAUAUUUUAACUGGCAGUUACAAUUACGGCGAAAGUUCCAUUUAUAGUUACAUUUGUGGUGAAAGUGGAAAUAGUAAUGAAAGCGAGAGUUCCAGUCUAAGAACUAGUACGAAUGGUAGCGAUUUAACUAGAAGAGAAAGUUCUAAUGAUCUCGAUAUAACUAUAACUCAAAAAUACAAGCAUUUGUGGGUUCAAUGCGAAAAUUGUUAUGGAUUAAAUUAUAAGAAAUUUUUUAAGUCAAGAAUGAAUAUUUGUGAACAAUGUGGAUAUCAUUUGAAAAUGAGUAGUUCAGAUAGAAUUGAACUUUCGAUUGACCUAGGCACUUGGGAUCCUAUGGAUGAAGAUAUGGUAUCUCUGGAUCCCAUUGAAUUUCAUUCAGAAGAGGAACCUUAUAAAGAUCGUAUUGAUUCUUAUCAAAGAAAGACAGGAUUAACCGAGGCCGUUCAAACAGGCACAGGUCAACUAAACGGCAUUCCCGUAGCAAUUGGGGUUAUGGAUUUUCAGUUUAUGGGGGGUAGUAUGGGAUCCGUAGUAGGCGAGAAAAUCACUCGUUUGAUCGAGUAUGCUACCAAUAAAUUUUUACCUCUUAUUUUAGUGUGUGCUUCCGGAGGAGCGCGCAUGCAAGAAGGAAGUUUGAGCUUGAUGCAAAUGGCUAAAAUAUCUUCUGCUUUAUAUGAUUAUCAAUCGAAUAAAAAGUUAUUUUAUGUAUCAAUCCUUACAUCUCCUACAACAGGCGGGGUGACGGCUAGUUUUGGUAUGUUGGGGGAUAUCAUUAUUGCUGAACCUAACGCCUAUAUUGCAUUUGCAGGUAAAAGAGUAAUUGAACAAACAUUGAAUAAGACAGUACCUGAAGGUUCACAAUCAGCCGAAUUUUUAUUCCAUAAGGGCUUAUUCGAUUCAAUCGUACCACGUAAUCCGUUAAAAGGCGUUCUGAAUGAGUUACUUCAGCUCCACGAUUUCUUUCCCUUUGAAUCAUAAAUCAAGUAGAGUCUGAAGUUAAAUUAAUUAUUAUGAAGUUAAAUUAAUUAUUAAUUAAAUUUUAAAAAUUUUAAAUUAAAUUACUUAAUUAAAAUUAAAAAUAAAAAUGAGUUAAUUAAAUUAAAAUUAGUUAAUUCAUUUUUAUUUCUGGCGAGCAGGUAUUUUUUUUAGCAGAAUCAAAGGAAAAAUCAAUUUUUUUGAUUUUUUUGUGACAUAACAUAAGAGUAAAUUGUAGAAAGAAUCAUGUAGAUAAUUUUUUUUUACCGAUAUUUCUGAUUACUAAUUAAGAAACCUCUAUCAACAAGAUCAACAAGAAAAAGAGUGAAUUCUUUUUUUCGUGAAAAAAUGGGCAAGGUAUAAUAAAUAAAACGAAUUUCAUGUUCUUUUCUUACCUAUGCAUAGAAAAUAUAGAGUCUUGCAUAUUUAUAUAUCUCCUGGGAAUCCCUUUUUUUUUACUAAAAAAAAAUCGACGGAUUCUAAAUUAUAACGAAUUUUGGGGGAAUUUAUAAUCGGAAAAACUCUUUAUUUUUUUUUUUAUUUUAUAUUAAAUAUAUUAAAAUAUUUUCUAUUUUCUAUUAAAGUAAAGUUAAAAAAAUGAAAAAAGAAAAAUGAAAGUUAUAAGACAAGAAAAAAAAAGAUAAUAAAAGAAGAAUAACAAAUAAAUGGAUUAUCAUAUUUCAUGUAGAAAUAUGAAUAAGUCAUUUAGUUAGUUCUACGCUCUUUGCACUUUAUUAUAUUAUAUAUACUCACUUAGAUAUACUUAGUAUAAUUAUAUACGAAUUUUAAUGAUUAUAAGAAAUCUUUCUAAUAACUAAAUAACUAAUAAAUAACUAA
Messenger RNA from Ricinus communis (castor bean), 2406 nucleotides. RefSeq names its product acetyl-coenzyme A carboxylase carboxyl transferase subunit beta, chloroplastic-like. Gene Ontology annotation, biological process: fatty acid biosynthetic process. Gene Ontology annotation, molecular function: acetyl-CoA carboxylase activity. The transcript has a single exon. The coding region runs from base 7 to 1572 and encodes 521 amino acids. Gene Ontology annotation, cellular component: acetyl-CoA carboxylase complex. The record is from RefSeq and is a predicted model, not a curated record. Lineage: Eukaryota; Viridiplantae; Streptophyta; Magnoliopsida; Malpighiales; Euphorbiaceae.